CCCCGGUCAACCGGGGGCUAGUGCGCCUGCGUGCGCGGAGCGUGCGCUUGGGGGCGGGGGAGUGGGCGGUAUCUUAGCAGGGCGUGUCCCGGGCAGUGAGUGUCCCUGCCGACUCCGCGUUCUCCUGCCCGCGCCGCACGGCCCCGCCCGCAGCACCCACCGGCCAUGUCCAAGUCCCUGAAGAAGAUCGUGGAGGAGAGUAGGGAGAAGAACCAGCCCGAGGUGGACAUGUGUGACCGGGGCAUCUCUAACAUGCUGGACGUCUCUGGCCUGUUCACUCUGUCCCACAUCACACAGCUGGUUCUCAGUCACAACAAGCUCACAACUGUGCCACCAAACAUUGCAGAUCUGAAGAAUUUAGAAGUGCUUAACUUUUUCAACAACCAGAUUGAGGAGCUGCCUACGCAGAUAAGCAGCCUUCAGAAGCUCAAACACCUGAACCUUGGCAUGAACAGGUUAAAUACCUUGCCUAGAGGAUUUGGAUCUUUACCAGCUCUGGAGGUUCUUGACUUGACUUAUAACAACUUAAAUGAAAAUUCCCUGUCUGGAAACUUCUUCUAUCUGACCACCCUGCGUGCACUCUAUCUAAGUGACAACGAUUUUGAAAUCCUGCCGCCAGAUAUUGGGAAGCUCACAAAGUUGCAGAUACUGAGCCUUAGGGACAAUGACCUGAUAUCACUGCCUAAAGAAAUUGGUGAACUCACUCAACUUAAGGAACUUCAUAUCCAGGGAAACCGUCUUACUGUGCUGCCCCCAGAACUAGGUAAUUUGGAUUUGACUGGUCAAAAGCAAGUCUUCAAAGCAGAGAAUAAUCCCUGGGUUACCCCUAUAGCAGAUCAGUUCCAGCUGGGAGUGUCUCAUGUUUUUGAAUAUAUUCGUUCAGAAACAUAUAAGUAG
Chrysemys picta bellii (western painted turtle) is the source of this 897-nucleotide messenger RNA. RefSeq names its product Ras suppressor protein 1 (gene RSU1). The record is from RefSeq and is a predicted model, not a curated record. NCBI's taxonomy places the organism in Eukaryota, Metazoa, Chordata, Testudines, Emydidae. Gene Ontology annotation, molecular function: protein binding.